Molecule: messenger RNA, 989 nt
Organism: Trichomycterus rosablanca
Lineage: Eukaryota; Metazoa; Chordata; Actinopteri; Siluriformes; Trichomycteridae
Gene: selplg
Product: selectin P ligand
Exons: 2
Coding region: 2-925 (307 amino acids)
Biological process (GO): leukocyte tethering or rolling
Cellular component (GO): plasma membrane
Source: RefSeq, a predicted model, not a curated record
UAUGAGCCGAUCGACGAGGAAGAGAAGGCCAGAGGCUCGACACGUCGUGUUCACGAUAAUGGCUCAGACAAACAGAUCUGAACUGAGCUUUCUACUCCUUAUACUCCUGACCACGCCCAGUUUGGUGUCCUGCGAAGGUCUCACAAACACGACAACCCCCGACUCUCCGAAGCAAUCUGAGGUACCGCAGAACUCAACGACACCGCAAAAAGGGAACGGGACUGAAGCGAAAGCUCCUGCGGCCCCCACACCACAGGAGAACGGAACCCUGGGAGACCUUCAUCCCAAAAAUGAAACGGUCCCAACAAAGAACCGCACUGAAGUGUCGCCCGCAGGUCCCGGGGGUACGUCAAGUACCGAAAGUCUUACACGGUCUACGCCUCCUGCGAUAAGAAGUACGAUCGGUUUCGAGUCGACCAGCCUUGCUGGAACGUUUCCCGUCUCGGUAAAUCCUGAGAACCAGACCGAGCCAGUCGUCCGUCCCACAGCGCCCCCGACCCCGAAAACCGCUCCGACCAGGACCCCAAAAACCACCGCGCCCCCGACCCCAAAAACCACUCCGACCAGGACGACCAAGAAGGCGACCCAGCCUCCACCCUGCCCCACGUCCGAACCCAGACAGGAGGGCCUCGUGGGAGGCUGCCUGAUCGCCAUCGCCGUCCUGGCGACCGCCGCGACCGUCUUCAUCGUGGCCACCGUCGUCCUGGCGACCAAGCUGGCGGGCGCCAGGUACCGGAUCAAGGCGGGUCUCCUGGACGACACGGAGAUGGUCUGCAUAUCGGCGCUGGUGAACGACUCCGAUCACCCCAUGGCCCAGCCCAGGCACCCGAAGAGCAACGGCGCUCUGAUCCCCGUCCCCGACGACGACGACGGCGACGACCUCACCCUCAACAGCUUCCUGCCCGAUAACGAAUCCGCGUCGUAGAGCCGUCGGAGGACCUUCUAUCAGGGAUUAAAGAGGAACCAUCUUCCCCAGAGAGAACUUUAUU